AUGGCCUUGUUUGAGCAGCUUCCUGCAGACGUCAAUUUGUACAUAUGCGGCUUCAUGUCAACCUUUGAGCUCGACUUUGAGGAGCUUGAACGGCUGAGGCGCGUUUCCAAAGCUUGGAAAGCAGCCGUGGAGGAAGGUCUUCUAGGGAGUCCAGGGCGCUUUCACAAGGCCGGGUUGACCAGAUUUGCAUGCAGACUGAUCAGUGACCAACAAAAAUCUUACCCUGGCUUGGCGAUUCUUGAUGAGGCCGGAGAAGAGCUUCACCUGCACCCGCUUACGGGGGGUGCCUAUGGGAGCGGGGGCGGUCCGGAAGAUGCGGAGAACUGGAAGGAUAUUCCUGAGAGCAUGGUGGUCGUGAAGGACACGCUCUACGUGCUCAGCGAGUCAAAGUGCGUUACAGACGUGAACUGGUUGACGGUGGCCAAACUACGGUUGCGUGCGUACAACUUGGCAACAGCCGGAGGCUGGCGUGAGCGGAGUGCUCUGCUAUUUGACGAGCAAUCAGAGCCUCUCUCUCCCCACGCAGAGUGCUUCGUUCAAGGGAAGGAGCACACGAAUCAGACGACUCUCACAGUGGUUGCUUCUGAGCGGUACAUCUUCGUAUAUCAUAAGCCCCUCUAUAACUUCUACAACAACGGCUUUGGGACGAAAUCCCCCCAACACGCUGAUGCGCAGGGCAACCUCUACGACACCCAGACCGACACGUGGCGUAAGAUGCGCCUGCCAAAACAUAUUGAGUUUUCAAUGAAGAUCAACGGCUGCUGGUAUGGGAAUACUGUUUGCAUGGCCAUAAGCCACGAGUGCCUUUAUAUCAAGUCCAUAACAAAUCUGCUGGUCUACUCUUUGAAAAGUGACACGACAAAAAAGCAGCGGUGGAAGCAAUUCAGGCUCACGUCUGCAGAUGGGGACACCAAGGCUUUCGGUGUUCAGUUCAGUACCGUAUCGAUGGCUACCGCAGCAGAUAGUGUUAACGAGGUGAGCAUUCUUGGGUGGAGACCUGAGCAUGACGACAGGUAUGUCGCUAUAAUCGUCGGUAUUCCGGGUGGUGGAAAGAGCCCGGAACAGGACUCUUGGAAGGGCGAGGGCUUCCAGUACGACAGCGCGCGGGGAACAGACGCAAGUUCUCAACUUCAGGCGGGUGGAGUGGGCGAAGGGGGUUUGGGGCUCAGUGGGUUUGGGGUGGGUUUGAGGAUACCCGCACCACAUUUGGGUAUCAUGUCCUUGUUUGAGCGGCUUCCCCCAGACGUCAACCUGUACAUAUGCGGCUUCAUCUCAGCCUUUGAGCUGGACUUUGAGGAGCUUGGACGGCUGAGGCGCGUUUCUAAGGCUUGGAAGGAGGCGGUAGAGGAAGGGCUCUUAGGGAACCCGGGACGCUUUCACAAAGCGGGUUUGACCAAGUUUGCUUGCAGGUUAAUCAGUAACGAAGAAAAGGCAUACCCUGGCUUGGCAAUCCUUGAUGACACUGGAGGAGAGCUUCACCUGCACCCGCUUAUGGCGGGUGCUUAUGGAAGCGGGGGCGGUCUGGAAGAUGCGGAGGACUGGAAGGAAAUUCCGGAGAGCUUGGUGGUCGUGAAGAAUACGCCAUACGUCCUGAGCGAGCCAAAGUGCCCUGAAGGCUGGAAAGACGUAACCAAAAUGCGACUACGUUCAUUCAAUCUGGCACGGCGGAGGGCUGGCGCGAGCGGCGCGCAGGGCAACCUCUAUGACACCCUGACGGACACGUGGCGAAAGCUCCGCGUGCCGAAACGCAUUUCCGCUUCAGCGACAAUGGACCGCGACGGUAACAGGUUUUGCACGGCCAUAAGCGACGAGUGCCUAUACAUCUGGGUCCGACCACAUCUGGCGAUACGCUCUCUCAAAACGGAGGAGCAGCGGUGGAGGUAUUUCACACCUGUGUCUUCAAACGGGGCCCCCACGCCUCUCGUUCGUUCUCAUGCGGGUUCGAUGGCUAUAGUAACAGGCAGUGUCAACCACGUGAGCCUUCUGGGGUGGAGACCUGGGUUUGACACCAAGGGUCGCCCCCGAAAGGGCGCCGGAGAAGUGGUCACCAUCAGCACGUUCAGGCUGGCACCAUGCCUGGAAGACGUCGCCCCUUCGACAAACCAAGGGGUCCGCCUGGUUGGGCAAUCGGUCCCUGAUCUCAAGCUGCAAGCGGACGAGAUCCCUGCAAUAAUCCGGUCUCUGGAAGACUGA
Molecule: messenger RNA, 2193 nt
Organism: Klebsormidium nitens
Lineage: Eukaryota; Viridiplantae; Streptophyta; Klebsormidiophyceae; Klebsormidiales; Klebsormidiaceae
Source: the annotation of a GenBank genome assembly